AUGUCGUACACCAUUCCUCUUAUAAAAUUUGUUGCAUUUUUGGAUUUGCUUGCAGUUGGUCUUAUAGUGCCAUUGAUUCCUAGUCAUGUACGGCAACUGGGGGCAAGUCAUAUCUAUGUGGGAAUUCUGGGUUCUGUUUACUCUGGAUUUCAAUUGGGUUCAGGUCCAUUAAUUGGUAGUUUAAGCGACUUAAAAGGAUGUAGAAGUAUACUAAUUUACACAUUGGUAAUAUGUGGAGCUGCCUAUUUCUGUAUGGGCUUCACAACAUCAGUUGCUGUUAUUAUUGUUUUACGAGCAGUUUUAGGAUUAUUUAAACAGACUCAGUUACUAACAAAAGCUUUGGUUCCUGAAUAUGAGAAGAAUGAGAAACAGCAAUCAGCUAUCUUUGGGAAAAUGGCUGCUAUAUCAGGAAUGGGAAUGACACUGGGGCCCAUUAUUGGGGGACAUAUGGCUGAAGAUUUUCCUGAAAAGGGUUUUUUAUAUAUUUCAAUUAUAGUCGCUAUGUGCUUUAUUCUUAAUGCAGGUUGUGUGUUUUUGCUACCACAAGCUAUUAUAAAAAAAAAGAGUAAAGCAGAUGAGAAGAAACAGUCUGAUCAAAAUGUUUUUCAAAAGAUCUAUAACAAUAGUAAGGAGUCUGCACUUGAAUUAUCUAAAGUAGACUGGUCACAAUAUUGGGAGGUGUUUAUUUUUAAGGCACUGCUAGGAAAUGCUGUAGGCCGAUUAGUUACUUUAGAAAUGAUUUUAAGAAAAAGUGAUAGGGAGCACAAGGGUACAUUAAUAGGUGCUUCAAAUAGUGUAGCCUCUUUAUCUGGUGUCAUGUCACCAAUGGCUGCAGGACUUAUUGGUCAGUACUUAGGAGUUAAAUAUGUUAUAUAUGCAUCGCUAUGCUCAAAUGUUUUAGCACUUAUUUUAAGUUACAGAUAUAAAAGCAGACAUGUUAAAGUGGAUUAA
Leptosia nina is the source of this 951-nucleotide messenger RNA. The record is from the annotation of a GenBank genome assembly. NCBI's taxonomy places the organism in Eukaryota, Metazoa, Arthropoda, Insecta, Lepidoptera, Pieridae.